Mauremys reevesii (Reeves's turtle) is the source of this 1325-nucleotide messenger RNA. RefSeq names its product torsin-1B-like. Gene Ontology annotation, cellular component: endoplasmic reticulum; endoplasmic reticulum lumen; nuclear envelope. Gene Ontology annotation, molecular function: kinesin binding; ATP hydrolysis activity; ATP binding. Gene Ontology annotation, biological process: protein localization to nucleus; nuclear membrane organization. The record is from RefSeq and is a predicted model, not a curated record. Bases 106 to 1110 code for a protein of 334 amino acids. Lineage: Eukaryota; Metazoa; Chordata; Testudines; Geoemydidae. The transcript is spliced from 5 exons.
UCCAGCUCUCAGAACAUCCUGAGAUUGCAGAAACACAUCAGGAAGUCAUGUUCUGAUGCUUUCCCUUUUGCUUUCACCGAGCCAGGCUGGCAUUCAGCUCCUGCCAUGAAGCUUCUGAACGUGGCUGGAGUCUUCGCUCUGGUGCCCACUUUGGUGUCAGCUCUGGAGCCCAUCACCACCUCACUUGCUUUCUGCGGGGCAGCUGUCAUGUGGCAGCUCUUCUCCCCUGCCUCCUGGCUCAAGUGCCGCUUCCUGGAGUGCUGCAAUAUGAAGGACACCCUGGACAUCCCAGCCCUGCAGAUGGCUUUGGAACAGAAAGUCUUUGGGCAGCACCUCGCCACCCAGGUGGUUCUGAAAGCACUGAGCGCGCACUCCAGAGAUAAACAGCCCAGGAAGCCCCUGGUGAUGUCCUUCCAUGGCUGGACUGGCACUGGCAAGACCUUUGUCAGCAAGAUCAUUGCACAGAACCUGUACCAGCGUCACGAAGCAAGGAGGAGGUUCGUCCAUCAGUAUGACGCAGUCUUGCAUUUCCCACACGCUGAACAUAUAAAGCAGUAUAAGGAACAGCUGCAGAACUGGAUUCGAGGGAAUGUCAGCGUCUGUCCAAGGUCACUUUUCAUUUUUUCUGAAAUGGACCAGAUGCCGCCUGGUCUGAUUGACUCCAUCAUGCCAUACCUCAGUCAUCGCGAGGCUAUCAAUGGCGUCUACUACGGCAAGGCCAUCUUCCUCUUCCUGAAUAAUGCAGGAGGGGAUAAGAUAACAGAGGUGGCGCUCGAUCACUGGAGGAGGCAGAAGGGAAGAGAAGAAAUUCCCCUGACGGACCUGCAGUCUAUGCUAUCUGCCGAGAUUUUCAAUAACAGGAACAGUGGUUUUUGGAAUAGCAAGCUGAUCCAGAAGAACCUAGUGGAUUAUUUCAUCCCUUUCUUGCCCCUGGAAUAUAAACAUGUGAAAGAGUGCAUCCAAGAGGAGCUGCGCUACCAAGGCCACCAAGAAGACGAAGACCUCAUCAUAAAGAUUGCCUUAGCAAUGUCCGACUAUCCCAGUGAAGAAAGAAUCUACUCUAGCAAAGGUUGCAAAACUGUGGCCUCCAAGGUGAACCUGGAUACCUAGAAGGGCCAGGUGCUCAAGGACAAGGAGGAAAAGAAAGCAAGCCUCCUUCUCCUUCUUCCACCAGUAUCUUCUCAGACUGUAAGCUUGUUGGGGCAGGGAACUUCCCUUUAAUAUAUCUAAAGCCUGGAGAGAGAUGAUAACGUUCUCAUCUCAGCAUAAUACAGUACAUCCUUUCCCUACCUUAAAAACAUGCUGCUGUAAGUAAAAUAAAAUUA